AUGGAGAAAAGUCUUGGAUUUGUCAAAGGGGAUGAUCAAUUGGAUUUGCCUGCUGGAUUUCGAUUUCAUCCCACCGAUGAAGAAUUAAUUACUCAUUAUUUGUCAAAGAAAGUUGUUGAAAGCAAUUUCUCUGCUAUAGCUAUUGGAGAGGUGGAUAUGAACAAAAUUGAGCCAUGGGAAUUGCCAGGGAAAGCGAAAAUCGGAGAAAGAGAAUGGUACUUUUUCUGUAUGAGGGAUAAGAAAUAUCCCUCUGGUCUGAGGACAAACCGGGCUACUUCUGCAGGAUACUGGAAGGCCACAGGAAAGGAUAGAGAAAUUUUCCGAGGAAAAACUCUCGUUGGAAUGAAGAAAACUUUGGUUUUUUACAAAGGGAGAGCCCCGAAAGGUGUAAAAUCCAAUUGGGUUGCCCAUGAAUACAGAUUGGAAGGAAAAAUCUCUGUUCUUAACCUGCAAAAAUCAGCUAAGAAUGAUUGGGUUAUAUGUAGGGUAUUUCACAAGACGACUGGUGGGAAAAAAGUACACAUAUCUGGGCUAAUGAGAAUGAAUUCUGUCCCUUCAACAUUGCCACCACUAAUGGAUUAUUCAACGUACAAUUGUACAAUGAAUCCCGAUGAAUCAAAAUCGACUCACGUGCACUGCUUCUCCAAUAACUGUACAACGAAUCCCGAUGAAUCAAAAUUGAGUCACGUGCACUGCUUCUCCAACCCGAGACAAGAAGAGCCCGUCACUUCUUUCAGCAACUCCAUUUUUAAUCCGACUUCAAAUCCUCUCGAAACUUUUCCUCCUACUUCAGUUCCCAACACAUUUUCGUGGAAACAAUUUUCUCCUAUCCCGGGCGGAUUUCAGUUCCAGGACUCAUACCCAUUGCAAGAUCCCUCGUUUCUUCGAACAUUUCUGGGAAAUUAUGGUCCAAACAUGAAUCAAAACUUCAUAAAAGACACGGAAAUGGUGUCUGUCUCUCAAGAAACUGCUGAUAUGACCACUGAAAACUCCUCUAUUGUGUCAAAUCAUGAAGAAAAAGUGGCUCCAGCAACUUCUAUUGGACCAGAGGAUUUUGAUCCCUUCUGGAGUUAG
Fraxinus pennsylvanica is the source of this 1074-nucleotide messenger RNA. The record is from the annotation of a GenBank genome assembly. Lineage: Eukaryota; Viridiplantae; Streptophyta; Magnoliopsida; Lamiales; Oleaceae.